GAACCCAGUUAGUCCUGUUCCUCAGUGCUCAGGCUGUCAGUAGGAUACUCCCCCUUUCUUCACUCAUAGUAAGUACAGGACGGUCUGCUCUGCUGAACGCUGCUCAAAAACUGGACUUCUCGACUGCAAAGGUUGAGAUAUUAAACUAAGGAGGCUAACGGACAAAGACUCGUCUAAGAGGAAAAGCAACAUCCCCUUGUCAUCAAUAUGGGGGCUGCAAUUUCACGAUGGAGGGCUAAACCUUCCACUGUGGAAACGUUGGAACGACUUGAAAAGGAAAUCCAGACUCUUGAAGACUACAGUGAGAAGUAUCAAAGGCAGUUAAAGAAAUGGAUUGGAGGAAUGCUGUUCUACUCGUCUCUGCUGUACUUGGCUACCCUCCUUGUUGUGUAUUUAUGGUACCUGCCUGAACAGUUAAUGGGGCAACUCAUAUUGGCUUCACUCUUUGUAUUAUUUCCAUUUUUAGUUUGGAUUCUUCGUAAGGCAGUUGUGUUUAUUUUUUCUCGAAGAACUGAGAAAAAUAAUGAAAAACUGGAAGAACUGAAGGAACAGAAAAAGAAAAUACUUGAGGAAGUUAUGGAAACUGAGACGUAUAAAAAUGCCAAAAUGAUUUUGGAAAGAUUUGAUCCUGAAUCCAAGAAACAAAAUGAACUGGAAUCCACUCCAGUCAGAUCCCAGUUGACUCCCAAACCAGGACAGGAGCUCCGUCAGCGGAUUGUCACUCCAAAGACCCCAACGGUGGUUCAGAGUCCUGCAGUCGGUUCUGCUACCCGGCCUCCCCUCCCCUCUGGAUCCGGCCGUUCUUCCCAUUCUGCUCCAGGUGGACCCCCAGAGAGGGGCCUGUCAGCAGUAGCUGCUCAGCAGAGUUUGAUGAGGAGGCCCAUGACCCCGGGAACACCUGUUCCAGGAAUCGGGAUGCACCCCCCAGGUCCACCCAUGGCUAGACCUAUACUCCCAAGGGAUAGGGGUGCAGUGGACAGAAUCAUUGAAUAUCUUGUUGGAGACGGCCCUCAGAACAGAUACGCUCUUGUAUGCCAGCAGUGUUCCUCCCAUAACGGCAUGGCAUUAAAAGAAGAAUUUGAAUACAUUGCCUUCCGAUGUGCAUAUUGUUACUUCUUUAAUCCUGCAAGAAAGACCAGACCUCAGGCUCCUAGACUCCCAGAGAUCACUGCUGAACCGAGGGUGCCGGUAGCUGAGGAGUGCUCAUCAUCCCCUGCUUCUGGUGAAGUGAACCAGCUGGAUUCAGGUGAUUCAGAAAAUCCCAAGCCUGCUGAUGCCCCUCUUGGAGCAGAUGCCCAGGAGCCAGGCACAGUAACAACCACCGAGCCUGGUUCUGCAUCAGAUGGCCAAAAUGCCCCAGAGCCCCAAGAACCACCUCCUGAGAAAUCUGAUGAUGAGCAGGAUAUUUCUGCUAUGGAAGUGGAAUAAAACGGCACUGUGGUAAUUUCAGCACUUCAGUCUGUAACAGGGUUUCUUUGAGGGAAUGAAAUAAGUCCGUUUACAAGUCAAUACCCUUGCAUAACAAAAAAAUGCAAUAAUUAUCCAGCUCUAAAUGUGGUUUUCAACCUGCUGAACUCCUUUGCUAAAACUGGCUUUUAAACUUGUAGCAGAAGUAUUGAACUAUCAAUUUACAUAAAAUAACAGUGAAGGAUUAUGCAAUAUGUUCUUUUCCAUGUUGUAUUUUAUGUUUUUGGUCAUUUUCUUAUUUUAAAUGUGUUCGAUUGAACUUUUGGCUUUUUUUUUUGUUUUGGUUAGCAGGACAUAGUACAAAGCAUGAGGUAUUUUGUGGAAAAAGUGUUAUUUAUGAUAUGAUGAUGUAUUUAUAGCCAAUUUUCUUUCGUGUCGCACUUGUUUACGGUGCUUAUUGGGGUAUGCUGCAGCUUAUAGGUGGUAAUAUGUUUACACAGGUAUGGUACCUUUUGACGCAAUGCACAUACAGAACAUUAAGUAUUUUUCAC
Molecule: messenger RNA, 1958 nt
Organism: Cyprinodon variegatus (sheepshead minnow)
Lineage: Eukaryota; Metazoa; Chordata; Actinopteri; Cyprinodontiformes; Cyprinodontidae
Gene: lnpka
Product: KIAA1715 ortholog
Exons: 13
Coding region: 208-1428 (406 amino acids)
Biological process (GO): endoplasmic reticulum tubular network organization
Cellular component (GO): endoplasmic reticulum tubular network
Source: RefSeq, a predicted model, not a curated record